AUGGUAAAGACCCUUAAUGUCACCUCCCAGACAAUCACUGCCCUAAGUUAUCAUCCUGAUCCCCAGCUACGCUGCCAUGCAGAGCUGUGCUUCCUGGACUGGAUCUCUUCUUGGCAGCUGUACCCUGGGCAGGAAUGCCGGGUCACUUGGUUCCUGUCCUGGAGCCCCUGUCCCAACUGUGCCUGGCAUGUGGCUACCUUCCUGAAGAGUAACAGACAUGUGCAUUUGAAUAUCUUUGCCGCCCGAAUCUAUGACUACCAGGCAGGAUAUGAAGAAGGACUAUGCUCACUAUGGGAUGCAGGGGCUCACAUCAGCAUCAUGACUUACGAAGACUUUGUGUACUGCUGGAGAACCUUUGUGAACAGCAAUCUGAGACGUUUUAUUCCCUGGCCCAACCUAAAAGAAAACAGUCAAAUCAUAUCAGAAAGACUUGAAGGCAUUCUCCGGGAAGGGUAUCAUCCUGAUCCCCAGCUACGCUGCCAUGCAGAGCUGUGCUUCCUGGACUGGAUCUCUUCUUGGCAGCUGUACCCUGGGCAGGAAUGCCGGGUCACUUGGUUCCUGUCCUGGAGCCCCUGUCCCAACUGUGCCUGGCAUGUGGCUACCUUCCUGAAGAGUAACAGACAUGUGCAUUUGAAUAUCUUUGCCGCCCGAAUCUAUGACUACCAGGCAGGAUAUGAAGAAGGACUAUGCUCACUAUGGGAUGCAGGGGCUCACAUCAGCGUCAUGACUUACGAAGACUUUGAGUACUGCUGGAGAGCCUUUGUGAACAACAAUCUGAGACACUUUAGUCCCUGGUACAAGCUAGAAGAAAACCGUCAAAUCAUAUCAGAAAGGCUUCAACGCAUUCUCUGGGAUAGGGGCUUCCCUGAUACCUGUCAUGCAGAAUUGCUUUGCCUCCGUUGGUGGUCCUCCAGUCAGCUGCCCCCCAAAGAACGCUACCAGGUCAUAUGGUACUUGUCCAGGAUCCCCUGUUUCAAAUGUGCAGUCCAGGUGGCUAUGUUCCUGGAGUCACACAACGAAAUAAGCCUGAGCAUCUUCGCCGCCUACCCCUACUACUUCCACUGCCCAGAGAUCCACAUUGGGCUCCACAGGCUAUGGCGGGCCAAGGCCCAGAUCAAAAUCAUGAGCCAAGAAGAUUUUGAAAAUUGUUGGAUGAGCUUUGUGAACCACCAGGGAACAUCACUCCAGCCAUGGAGUCAUCUGGUUAAAAAUUACGAGCAAUGGACCACUAAACUUAAUGACAUUCACAGUAACACAAUGGAUCUGCUGACGAGAGAUAUAUUCUACACACAAUUUAACAACAAGAACAAGAUCAAACAGCGCCACCCUCCAAGGGAUGCCUACCUGUGUUACCAGCUGAACGGCCCUCAAUGCGUCAAAUGCUGCUUCCGGUACAAGUCUGGGGUCCUCUGCUACCUCAGCUCCCCUGAGUACCCCCCACAGUCUUUCCCAUCUCUAGGCCUCUGCAGACACUGUUUCCCCCUGAACAGUGCUCUUCCUGGCUCUCUUACCGUGAACUCCUGCUUCAGAUUUCAGCUUAAUCACUCCCUCACGGAGAGCCUGAAGGACUUUGGGGACCACCUGGAGCCACCCACUCACAAUCAUGGCGGGAAGGAGCUCUGCCCAUUACCUCGCAUCCUGACCUGCCCCUUACGGUCCCCAAUGGGAACCAUCUUCAGACAACCUGAUGGACAAGUGUCCAGAGGAGAGCACCAGAAAGUGUUUGGGACUGUGGGCACGGGAAGCCAGGGGUCCGAACUGUGGGGCCCUCCCCAGAAAGUUUACUAUGCAGUAACUCGCUUUAUUAGUGAGAUAUGUUCUAUGAAACUGGAAGAAGAUAAAAACUACAACAUUACCUGCUACCUCACCUGGAGCCCAUGUCUCCGUGGAGCCAAGAGCCUGGUCGAGUUCAUGAAACACAAACCCCAGCUAAAGCUGACCAUUUUUACAUCACGUCUGUACUACUUCUGGGAGAGGGACUACAAAAAGGGGCUACGGCUUCUGCAGAAAUCCAAUAUCAAAGUGGCCGCCAUGACGGAAUCUGGUAUGGCUGCCUGUUGA
This is a messenger RNA of Chrysochloris asiatica (Cape golden mole), 2061 nucleotides long. RefSeq lists its product as uncharacterized. The record is from RefSeq and is a predicted model, not a curated record. NCBI's taxonomy places the organism in Eukaryota, Metazoa, Chordata, Mammalia, Afrosoricida, Chrysochloridae. Gene Ontology annotation, cellular component: cytoplasm; P-body; nucleus. Gene Ontology annotation, biological process: DNA cytosine deamination; cytidine to uridine editing; negative regulation of single stranded viral RNA replication via double stranded DNA intermediate. Bases 1 to 2061 code for a protein of 686 amino acids. The transcript has 12 exons. Gene Ontology annotation, molecular function: RNA binding; cytidine deaminase activity; zinc ion binding.